AUGACCUCGCUCAAGUGCAUUUCGGUGAUGACCACCUGCUCCGUUUUUGGAGCGUUACUAGCCAUAAUUUUCCAGGCCCUGUGGACAUUGAAUCAGUUAAAUACCGUAACGCUGAUCCUGACUGGCUUACUUGCCCUGGAGAAUGUCCAUCGUGGAGGGAUCAACGAGGGCUACGAGAAGCCAAAAGUUGCGGUGGGAUACGGGGGCUGUGCAGAUUUGGUGGUGAAUGCAACACAGCUCCUGAGCUACCCAGAGGACGGUGUCAGUUUUGAGAAGGACGAGCUGUUGAGUGAGAUAACAGACGAGAAGAAAUUGAUUGACAAUUUUGCGCACUACUUCGAAAACGGAGCUGCGUCAGAGCGAUUCAUCUCGGACGACAAACUAUUCAAAAGACUGCUAACGAAGGCCAAAACAAAGCUCAAAGACUCCAUUCGUUGGACGUUAGGAGGUAAUGCUCCAAUGAUGGGAGUUCGAUUUUUGAAAGAAGGUGCCGAUGUUCUCCUCGCAACGAGAAUGUCUGAAAAGCUACGAAAACAUUUGCCCACCGAAAUUCAAUUAGUUGGGGAUGUUAUUGACGAAGAUGAUAUUCAUAUGAUUUUAGAGUAUAAAACCGGGGAAACGUGGGGCCCCUUUACAGCUCCGCGUGCCAACCGCUUCAUUGUACACAACGAUCACAGAAAUCCGUUCCUGCAAGCAGUAGAAUGGUUAGAAGAUGCUUUGAAGAAUUUUCAACCUCGAUUAUUGGUUGUAAGCGGAAUUCAAAUGAUGGACACGUUCAAAUUUGAACCAGGCGUUCGUGAAGCGCGUAUCGAAAAAGUUAAAGAACAGAUGAUAGCACAACCUCGAAAUACUCUCAUACACUUCGAAAUGGCAAGUUACGUUGAAAAGGACCUUCUGUCACUUAUCGAAAAGAAUAUUUUACCCUACACCGACUCCAUCGGCAUGAACGAGCAAGAGGUAGCCAAUUUGAAUCGAAAACUAUCCAAGGACACAGUGGCAUCAGCAACGGACUCAAACCCUCGCGUGGCUCACACUUUAGAUUUGAUGCGAGAGGUUUUCGUCAAUUUACGCUCCAGUUACGCUUCAAAUAGUAAGAAUAAGCGCCCUUUGACUCGUAUGCAUGUGCAUACAUUGGCAUAUCAAGUGAUUCUUAUCGUCAAAGGAUCUCAAUGGAACAACACAAAGAACGCUGCAGCAAAAGCAGCCCUCACUGCUCAUCGGCAUGUCUGCGCAAAUGAAGUUAUCAACCCUGAGUCAGCUAUGUUAAUUCUGGAUAGUAGCUUCGCAACGACUGUGAAUGAAUUGAUUGUAGGAAAGCCACAGCGAAUCAAGAUCGAACAGAAAGACCCCGUGUCGUGCUGGAGUGAAAGUGUGAAGGUUCAAUCACAAAUAAUUGAGUACGAGAUUUGUGUGGCGCCAGUUUUGGUAUGUCGCGACGCAAAGCAAACAGCUGGCGCAGGAGACAAUAUAUCGGCUUCAGGACUAGUUGUUCAGAUAUAAUUAUGGUUUGGCCGGAACUUAUUCCUACUUAUUUUACCUUUUUACAUUUUGUGUGUGCUAUUUUUAUUAUUUGUUUUGUAUUGUCGGUUUUAGUUGUUUGGCAGGAAAUCAUUGGGAUAUAGAACCUAUUAAUCAGUCAGUUUAUAUGUCAUCCUACAUGCUCAAGUUAGAGCUACUUUUAAUAAUGAACUAACUAAUUGGUUAUCUCAAGCCUAUAUCACGAAGAAAUCUUGAAGAGAAUGCUGCCCGAAGUGGAAGAAGGUAGAGUAUCUCUUCUGUUAGUUAUUUAAAGAAACAUCCUCGCUUGCAGUCCACAAAUAAUAACUACUGAAGUCGAAAUUCUAGCACAAUCAACUUCUAUGCCAUCUUAAAAUCGAUCAGGGCUUACAAGAACUAAUGCAGUCUUCAAAUUAUCAUUCCCCGUUUUCCUACCAUUUUCCAAUUUUUAGAUUCUCUUAAAAGUCAGAACCACAGUAUUCAAUAGCAAUGUCAGAAAAAGCAUCCACUACAAUACAGACUCCAACAUUCCCGUAGAAACCUGAAAUUUUAAAUUUGCCUGAAAUACGUACACACAUCAGCAAAGACAAUUUUGAGCCGACCCCGCCUGUGAACGGGACAAAGGCUGAAGAAAAAGAAGAUCAACAAAGACAAUUUUAUUUGCCAAUAAGGAUAUCUAAAGAUAUUCCUUUAAAACGUUUUCUAAUCAAAACAUUCCUAUUAUCACUGAACUGAUGCAAAAUCGUGUUUGAUUGUUGAAAUUGUUAUUUAGAAAUUUAAGACAUGUUUUAUGAUUUAGUUUAGGAAUUCGUUUCUAGGAAAAAAAUUUGUUUAAUCUCGCGUCGAUUAUGUUUUAUGUAAAAGCAUGUGUAUGUGUUUUGUCCUGUCUGCGCCCGUCAUCCUUAUACGUUUCUCGGGUGAUGCGGCGAAUAAAUCAAUGCAAUAUCAGUGAAUGUCCUUGUAAUGUGAGUUUAGACUAUGCACUUUGUAUGCAACGAAUUGCCAUGUUUGUAUAAUGGCAUUGCUUUUUAAACAAAAAACAAGUUCGGUGGUCACUUUUAUCAGGAAUAAAGUGUACUUAUUUUAAAA
Hermetia illucens (black soldier fly) is the source of this 2586-nucleotide messenger RNA. Its product is annotated as ADP-dependent glucokinase. Gene Ontology annotation, biological process: glucose metabolic process. Gene Ontology annotation, cellular component: endoplasmic reticulum. The record is from RefSeq and is a predicted model, not a curated record. Gene Ontology annotation, molecular function: ADP-specific glucokinase activity. The coding region runs from base 1 to 1500 and encodes 499 amino acids. The transcript is spliced from 5 exons. NCBI's taxonomy places the organism in Eukaryota, Metazoa, Arthropoda, Insecta, Diptera, Stratiomyidae.